GAAGAAGGUAAUCAUUAGUUCAGCUUUCGAAGCGUGUACUUACGGCAUUCCAAACCCGAACGUUCCGAAGGUUAACUGGGUCAGAACUCGGUACUCGUCAAACUUUCAGGAGACUAAACACGGCACGGACAUUAAGCACCGUUAAUGAUGCUCAAUGGUUUCAUUCUCUAAGGCUUGUAUAUCAUUUCUAAUUAUCGUUCCACAAAUAGACAGCAAAUAAUAGAGUCAUCAUCGUUUUGAGCCAACCAAAAAUACUAAACGUCAUUUCUCCCCCUUUUCCGUGUGCUUAGAACGACCUAAAACUCGUGUAGGUAACGAAACAAAGCAAACAAAACAGUUUUCCCUUCCACGUUAGACAGUGCUGCAUUAGAAAGCUUUCUGUGGGAAGGGGAAAGACUUUCGAGACGUCGCCACAUUUCACCCCGCAAGCCUAUCGAACGGCCCCGACAGUGAGCGGGUGAACGGACGCUCGGAGCAGCCAAGCGUCACCAAGAUGGGCAAGAAAAAGCCAACGCCGGAGGAGGACCUGAUCAUACCGCCGCAGGACACGCGCAUCUGCGGCAUCAUCUGCGUCUGCCAGCUGACGUUCGUGCUGAGCACGGUCGCGAUCGUCUACCUGACCGUCGCGAUCUACAUGCCGUCGUCGCGCGCGUUCAAGAGCGGCAUCGACGAAACGCCCGUCAUGUGCACGACGACGCGCGCCCUCAACCAGGACGCCUGCGAGUGGGGCUCGUGCGGCGAAUGGUGCCUCAGCAAAACGUCCGGCGCCUGCAUCCAGAUCUACGUGCAUCUGCGCAUGAACGGCAGCAGUCUGCUGUUUACGAACUGUACCAACUCGGCGAACAAAACGUGCUACGGCAUCGAUCAGGAGAAUGCGAAGAAGUCGCGCUGCAUCGCGGACGAGUGCAAGAACCUGACCGGCACGUUCAACUGCAGCGCCGGCAUGUGCAUCAACAUCACCGACGCGUUCGAGUGCGUGUUCAAAAACACCGACCCGCCGCUCAAGUGCUCGGGCCGGCGGGGCAAGAUCACCUGCAUCGACAUCACCGGGCUGUUCUCGUGCAACCGGGGAACAUGUCGAAAGAUAAGAACUCCAUAUAAUUGCGAUCGUCGUUGCGUCGACAUACCGACCCGAAACAAGAACAUGAUCUUAUUAAGUGGAGAUAAAGUUUAUCUUUCGCAAUGUUCGAGCGCGAUCGACAUGGAAACGAAGCAGGAGGUGUGGAACGAGGCGGAGGACAAGGUGAUCAUGUCGUCCUGCUACAACAUCCAGAACACCUCGCUCGGCAUCGAGGCGAUCGAUUGCGUCAACGGGUCGGUGCUGGAGAAAACCGAGCUGACCGAUCUGACCAACUUCACCUACCUGAGCUACCUGCACUACGCCGUCUCGAAGCCGAUCAAGGUGAUCGCGCCGCAGGAGCAGGACCUGACGCUGUCGAACGAGAGCCGGCUGAUGAUCAAUCUCGAGGGCUGCGUCAACACGCUGCAGGACGAGUGCAAGGAGUUCCUGAAGGAGUUCGGCAAGGACGGCACCGACCACAAUGCGCGGGCCCGCUUCCCGUGCUACUACUCCAAGAGCAAGAUGCAGCAGGUCGUGGCCCGGUUCGAUCUCGAGACGACCUACCGCCAGUUCGUCUUCGGGUUCUUCGUGCCGACCAUCCUGUUUGGCGUCUCCUGCCUGACGCUCAUCUUCUGCCAGCGGACGAUCGUCGUCGGGGACGACGCGAAGAUGCGCUUCGUCGGGUGCGCCAACAAGAACCCGGUGGUGGCGAACGGCGGCGCCAAGAACCAGGACAUGGCCAACUCCGGUGACGGCGGUGGAGGUGGAGACUCCGUUAUGGCUCUCUGAGAUCCAUCACGCAUUCCUCUCCUGCAAGAAGAUAGUCCAGUACAUCAAUCGGGUGUGUUUUCUCUACACUAAAACCGUUUCCGGCCAGAGUGAUAAUCGGUAUUCUUCAGUCUAUCAGUCUCCCUUCCCCCUGCCUGAGAGCCUACGUCAACACCUAUCCCCUGUUGUUACUGUACACGUGUUAUUUCAUUAACGAAUUAUUUGCCAGCCUUCUCCUGCAAGCCGAAGUGUCGUUGAAUGACAGCAGCCAGCAAUUAUUCCGCAAAAACACACAACAAUCCAAAAAAGUUCGUUCAGUGCGAUCCUCGACCCUUAAAGACGCCAACCGGGAUGCUGAUCCAAUUGCUCUCUUUGUAGCAAUUGCAUAUGCCGCGUGAGCAGGAGCAGUACACAAGAGCAAACAAACAGCUGGGCUGGUGCAGAGUAUUACAACAAGAGCUGCUCACCGAAAUCCCGACCCGACGUGUUCGAACGAAUAAAAAGUGGCUUACACCGUGCGGUGUGGAUGGACACAGCGCUAGAACUGCACUUUAUAAUAUAAUAUCCGGCAAACGGAACAAGAGCAGGCCCGCUUAGCAAGGCCGAACGAUCGGCCAAGGCUUUGCUUGGAGGUUGCAAUUGCAUGGCAUAGCCACCAACACUGAACAAGCGCUACACAAACACACAUAUACACAUACAUUCGCGGAUGGGCCAGUGAAUGAUAAACCUCCCAAUCUCUCCUCCGACAAGCUCCCCCUCCUCCCCCCCAUUGUAUUGUUAAGUAAUGUGUAAUUUUUGAACCGUAAAACCAAUUUGUUACCAAGCUGUUCAUUUUUCGAUGCACCAAUGCCUUGCGUAAACACUUAACUUAGAACAAAAACAAAAACGAAACGAAAGAAGAAACGUUUGGCAGGUGGAAAGGUGCGAGUUAGCAAGCAUAAAAUACAAACAACGAGAAAGGCAUCCACAUGUUGUAGCGGAAAGGAAGUGCAUCGAAAAGGGGCACGAGCAAACCUGUUUAUUGAUAUUUUAAUUGUCAACGACAAAUCCCGUAAUUUGAUGACGAGCGAGAUACCGUACGGACGGCGUGCGCACGACCAACGGCGAACACCGAAACGCGUCCGGAAAUCGUAGAAAUCGGAAAUUGAGGCAGGAAUUUUGGCCACCCGCGGACCAAACAA
Messenger RNA from Anopheles merus, 3009 nucleotides. RefSeq lists its product as uncharacterized. Gene Ontology annotation, molecular function: sodium channel regulator activity. Gene Ontology annotation, biological process: regulation of sodium ion transport. NCBI's taxonomy places the organism in Eukaryota, Metazoa, Arthropoda, Insecta, Diptera, Culicidae. The coding region runs from base 494 to 1849 and encodes 451 amino acids. The transcript has 2 exons. The record is from RefSeq and is a predicted model, not a curated record.